Messenger RNA from Medicago truncatula (barrel medic), 981 nucleotides. Its product is annotated as PITH domain-containing protein At3g04780. Lineage: Eukaryota; Viridiplantae; Streptophyta; Magnoliopsida; Fabales; Fabaceae. The record is from RefSeq and is a predicted model, not a curated record. The transcript is spliced from 8 exons. Bases 116 to 649 code for a protein of 177 amino acids.
AAUAAAGCCUAAUGGGUCGAGGGUAGGUGGUGUUAUUGGCAUUGAUAUUGAUAUUGAUUCUCUUCCUUCUCUCUCUUCCCAUAUCGCACAAACAAAUCGUAUCAUCGAGCGAGCAAUGUCUGGAGAAUCAGCCACCACUGCUGUUCACAAGGGUCAAGUUGAUCUCUUAGACUUUAUAGAUUGGACUGGUGUUGAAUGUCUUAAUCAAAAAACUAAUAACUCUCUCCCCAACGCUAUUAAACAGGGUUACAGAGAAGAUGAUGGAUUGCAUCUAGAGAGUGAUGCUGAUGAGCAGCUUUUGCUUUAUAUUCCUUUCACUCAAGUUAUUAAGCUUUAUUCCGUUGCUUUCAAAGGUCCUGAAGAUGAAGGCCCCAAGACAGUGAAGCUCUUUUCCAACAAGGAACACAUGGGAUUCAGCAAUGUCAAUGACUAUCCACCAAGUGAUACGUUAGUUUUGUCUCCAGAAAACCUCAAGGGCAAACCGGUACUUUUAAAGUAUGUCAAAUUUCAAAAUGUUCGUAGCUUGACAAUAUUUAUUGAGGAUAACCAGACUGAUUCUGAGAUCACAAAAGUUCAGAAGAUUAUGCUGAUCGGAUCAACAGUUGAAACAACGGACAUGAAGGGUUUGAAGAAGAUUGAGGAUCAUUGAGCUCAUAAGAAGUAUUGAGUCAAGUUUCCUGCAGAUCCAUCUGCCCUUAGAAAUUUUGAUUGGAAAUGUUACAUUCAGCUUCAUGAAUAAUGGUUAAUUACGACUUCUAACAUCUAUAUUUUUUCGUAAGAUACUGAUGUUAAACAGUAUAUCUGCUUGGGUGUGACAAUUUAUGUGAUAGGAAGUUAUGUUCAAGCUGCAUGGCUGUUUAUUUUCUUUUUCACAUGUUUGGGUAAUAUGUAAAAAAUUGAGGUUAGAAUUACCUUGAAUGACUGAAGAUUGGAGCUGGACUAUAUCGACGAUGUCAUAUAAUUUGGUUUUCUUUUAAAGCA